This is a messenger RNA of Bufo bufo (common toad), 2645 nucleotides long. It is a transcript of the gene HOXC9, whose product is annotated as homeobox C9. The record is from RefSeq and is a predicted model, not a curated record. The transcript is spliced from 2 exons. Gene Ontology annotation, cellular component: nucleus. Gene Ontology annotation, biological process: embryonic skeletal system morphogenesis; anterior/posterior pattern specification; DNA-templated transcription. Gene Ontology annotation, molecular function: DNA-binding transcription factor activity, RNA polymerase II-specific; RNA polymerase II cis-regulatory region sequence-specific DNA binding. Lineage: Eukaryota; Metazoa; Chordata; Amphibia; Anura; Bufonidae. Bases 1337 to 2146 code for a protein of 269 amino acids.
UGUUACUCUCUGCGGAUGUAGUAACAAUGCUUUGCAGGAAUUGUACAAUACUAUAUGCUUUAUACCCCAUGUACUAUACAAGGCCAGCAUUGCCGGAAUCUAGGGGAGAGUAUUGCAGAAUCGCCCAUUAUUUACUGCAGCUCUGGCUUUCCACUGCAACAGUAAAAUGAGAUUUAUCAGCAAUAAAUGGACUCUUUAUGCCCAUCAUUUGGGGCAGAAUAAAAGCAAUAUAUUUCUAAUAUCACAAUGAACAGUGUCUACAGUGUCUACACACUUGUGUGCUCAAUGGUCGCCGUGUUAAAUGUGAAGGAAUUCGAUAUCCAGAAUAAGGAGGGGGGUUAUUUAGUACCAGGACCUAAUGCAAACAAAACGAUGGCACUGGAAGUUGUCCCAGGGCAUCCUCCUCAAGGGGUUGUCUUCUACCUCUCAGAAAACGCAGGAACUUUGCUUUAACUUUUUGAUUUUUUUUUAUUACAGUUGAAAUCCAAACCUUACAGUUUUUGUUUAAUGAACGACACGUUUAUGAACAAUCCAAUGAGCCUCGUAAAUUUUUUAUUGAAGGACAUAAAAACAUCCAAGCCUGAGCAGACGAAUACAGACAUCCACUGAAUGAUGGGAGUAGCUUAGCACUUUUUAUUCUGUCUCUACUAUGAGCCCUUUUCUUUUCUACAAACCCCCUUUUGCUUCCAACUGCCUUGGAUUUCAAUGCCCUGCUGAUCUGUCAGGAAAUAUACCAACUGGUCCCCAGGGCACCUACAACACCCAUCAGCCAGUGACAUGGCAAAUAAUAAAAAUAAUAAAAAUCAAACCCAGUUUAUUUACAAGCAGCAUAAAUAGCAGGAAGCUUCUCAACGAAAUGCAGAAAUCCUAAUGUAUUUGUAAUGAAAAGCUAUGUCCUGGGCUGUACUAUAUAUCCAUUCUAGUCUGCUGGCAGCAUUACAGAGAGGAGACAGAGAUGGAUUGCGUCAAGAAAUAGUCCCUUUGCCUGCUUCCCAUGCCCCCAGCUCUCUCAUCUCCCCAACUUUUCUCCACCAUCACCCCAAAAUGUGCAGCAGGGCAGCAGAUCCUCCUCAGGUCCAGCAGCUCCAGAGCUUUGAUUCUCCCAUUAUUUCAUCCCUUUGAUGAGAACCAGGCUCUUCAGCUUCCAUACAGGGAUACAGGCAAUGGGACCUGCGCAUUGAUCUACACUGUAUUUUUUUUUUUUUUUUUUUGGGUAAAUACAAUCACGUGGGAGGGGAUAGCCAAUGACAAGCCUGAAAGGCUGAAAAAAUAAUUACCUGCCCUGAUUGUUCUAUGAGCAGAUAAAAAGUACACAUACAGUUCAUACAAUAAUCUUAUGAAUGUAAAAGAAGGGGGAACAAUGUCUGCGUCUGGUCCUAUCAGCAACUAUUAUGUGGACUCUCUGAUCAGCCAUGAGAGUGAAGACCUCCUGGGUUCCAGGUUCCCCACCACUGGGGCUCAUCCAGCAGCAGCACGACCGUCAGGAUUAGUCCCGGACUGUGGAGAUUUUCCUUCCUGCAGUUUUGCCCCGAAACCUGCAGUGUUCACCACCUCCUGGGGUCCUGUGCACUCCCAGUCCUCUGUGGUCUAUCACCCCUACACCCACCACCAGCCACACUUGGGCACAGAUGCCAGAUAUAUGCGCACUUGGCUAGAGCCCAUCUCAGGGACCGUGUCAUUCCCAGGGUUUGCAGCCAGCAGCAGGCACUACGGACUCAAGCCUGAUGCCUUCCCCAGCAGGAGGGAAUGUGGCCCCGGCGAUGGUCGCAGCUUCCCGGAUUACAUGUAUGGUUCUCCCGGAGAUCUGAGGGACAGGCCACCUCUCCACACCAUCCCCUCCCCGGAAUCCGAGGCCAUCCUUUCCAGCAAACACAAAGAGGACAAGUCUGAAUUGGACCCCAAUAACCCAGUGGCAAAUUGGAUCCAUGCACGUUCCACAAGAAAGAAAAGAUGUCCCUACACAAAAUAUCAGACUUUGGAACUGGAAAAGGAAUUUUUAUUUAAUAUGUACCUAACCAGGGACCGGCGCUAUGAAGUGGCCAGGGUUCUAAAUCUCACUGAAAGGCAAGUCAAAAUUUGGUUUCAGAACAGAAGAAUGAAAAUGAAGAAAAUGAACAAGGAAAAAACCGACAAGGACCAGCCCUAGAGAUCCUCACCCCCAUCCUCCUACUACUUUCACAUCAUAACUACCCCCAUAAGAGAUAUGUGAAGAAAACAUUUUGUUGUGGGCUCAAACAUUAUCAGUAAUAAUAAUAAUAAUUAAUGACUAUGAAUGUGGAGAUCUGUGUUUAGCGUAGAUUAUAAACACACAGGCAUUUUAGAAGCACACGCUUUUAUAAAAUGCGGUUACAAAUGUUCCUCUUCUCUGUCUUCAAGGAAAGAAAAAAAUAGAAGAAAAAAAAACAAGAAAGUACUUGAAUAUUUUUUUUAGUAUUUUAUUUUGUAACUUAUACUUAUCCAGUGUUAAUUUUUAUUUGAAGAAGUUUGUGAGUGCAUAUUUUGUAUAAUUCAAAUCUGAAAAUUACCAGUAUGUUUUGUUAUAGUAUUGAAAGUAUCUUGGAUGUAUAUAUUUAUGUAUUUUAUUCUUGUCACAAAAAAUAACGUUCAGUAUUGUUCUGUUCUGCCUGUAGAUCAGCUCUAUGUAA